AUGCCAUGGUCUCGAUUACAUAUCGAUUUUGCAGGCCCAAUAAAUGGAUAUUAUUACUUAAUAGUAGUGGACAGCUACACAAAAUGGCUUGAGGUCGUGAGGGGUAAACGACCAGCCUCAUAUACGGUAAGAAACUUAUUACACGAGUUGUUCGCAAGAUUUGGUGCACCGGAUAUAAUUGUCUGUGAUAACCGAAUACAGUUUGUAUCCUGUGAGUUUAAAAGAUUCUACGGGAUGUUCACAUUAGAACAUAAAACUAUAGCACCGUAUCACUCUAGAUCGAAUAGAAGGGCUGAACGGUUCGUGGACACUUUUAAGAGAGCUUUAAAGAAAGCUAAUAAGGAAGCCACGGACGAGGUCACGAUCCAACAAUUCUUAAGGGUAUACAAUGUAACUCCGAACCCAAAUGCGCCAGAAGGAAGUUCAGCAGAAUUAAUGUUUACGAGAAAGGUGAAGUCAGUAUUCCAUAAACUGUUACCGGUGAAGUGA
Molecule: messenger RNA, 489 nt
Organism: Octopus bimaculoides (California two-spot octopus)
Lineage: Eukaryota; Metazoa; Mollusca; Cephalopoda; Octopoda; Octopodidae
Source: RefSeq, a predicted model, not a curated record